CACACUAAAACAAAUCCCAAAACUUGACUCUUUCUCAAAUUUCUCCUACAAAACCCAUAAUUUCUCUAUAAAAUAAAUAAAAUUCCCCCUUAUAUUACAAAAUCAAAAUCUAAAAGAAAUGUUUCCAAAUAAUUUGCAUUAUCUAAUAAUCCUUGUAAUUUCCCUCAACAUAAUUCAUGAUUCCAAUGCUCAACCCCCAACUCCUGGCUACACUUGCACAAACAACAGCACAAUGACACCUUACCCUUGCCAAACCUAUGUAUUAUACAGAGCAAAAGCCCCAGAUUCAGCCACAAAAUCCCCAGAUUUAUUGAACCUUGCUGCAAUUGCAGACCUCUUCAAUGUCAGCAGGCUCAGCAUCUCAAAACCGAGUAAUAUUUCAGACCCAUCUUCCUCUCUCCUCCCUAAUCAACCCCUUUUCAUCCCCAUCUCAUGUGGGUGUCACCCUCUUCACAAUCAAUCUCUCUCCUUUUCCAACAUGACUUACACCAUCAAACCUGGUGACAAUUUUUACGACGUUUCUCAUGAUUUAUUCGGUGAUCUUACAACUUAUCAAUCUGUUGAACUUGUUAAUCCAACUCUCGAGGCUCUGAAUAUUCCAGUUGGGAUUGAUGUAUAUUUUCCUAUAUUCUGUAAGUGUCCUAGCAAUACCCAGUUGAGGAAUAAUGUUAAUUUCUUGAUUUCUUAUGUUUUUCUGCAUGAGGAUACUUUAGACACUGUUGCUUCCUUGUUCAAUGUGAGUAGACAAUCGAUUGUUGAUGCUAAUAAUAAUGCGAGUAGUCUUACACAAAUGGACACGGUUUUCGUGCCGGUUUCAAAACUUGUCGUGCUUAACCAACCCCCUGGUGUUGUUCCUACUACGAAUCAGACUAAUAAUAAUAAUCAGACUAAUGAUAACAAUCAGAAUACUACUGUGGUGAAUAAUAUAAUUGAUCAUAAAGGGGCUGUUGUUGGAUUAGGAGUUGGGUUGGGUGUGAGUGUUUUGUUGCUUGUUUUGGUGACUGGGUUGUUGAUUUUUAGAGAAAUUGAGUAUAGGAGGAAGUUGAAGGAGAGAGAUUUGGAGGUGAUUUCGAUGCAGGAGAGUGCAGGAAAAGGCGGCGAAAGGAGGAUAUUGAAGCAGUUAGAGCAGAAUAUGUUGUUGGCUGAUGUUUCUGAUACUUUGGACAAGUAUAAGAUUUAUGAGAUUGCUGAAUUGAGAAAAGCUACUGAUGGGUUUGAUGAGAAGUGUGUGAUUCAAGGUUCUGUUUAUAAGGGUUGUAUUGAUGGGAGAUUCUUUGCUAUUAAGAAGAUGAAGUGGAAUGCUUAUGAAGAAUUGAAGAUCUUACAGAAGGUGAAUCAUGGAAACCUGGUGAAGUUGGAAGGGUUUUCAAUAGACCCUGAGGAUGCUAGUUGCUACCUGGUGUAUGAGUACAUCGAAAAUGGAUCUCUUUACUUGUGGCUACACGAGAACAAGGGAAAGUUAUUAAACUGGAAGGCUAGACUAAAAAUCUCAAUCGAUAUUGCAAAUGGUCUUCAAUACAUCCAUGAACAUACAAGGCCACAAGUGGUUCACAAAGACAUAAAGAGCAGCAACAUUCUCCUUGACAGCAAUAUGAGAGCUAAAAUUGCUAAUUUUGGAUUAGCAAAAUCAGGGUGUAAUGCUAUUACAAUGCACAUUGUUGGAACCCAAGGCUAUAUUGCACCUGAAUACUUGUCUGAUGGUGUAGUCUCUCCGAAAAUGGAUGUGUUUUCAUUUGGAGUAGUUUUGCUUGAGUUGAUUUCAGGUAGGCAGUCCAUUGAUGAUGAGGGAAAAGUGCUUUGGAUGAGUGCUCAUGAAAUAUGGGAGUGCACUGAUGAGACAGAAAGGGUGAAGAAGUUGAUGGAAUGGCAGAUGGAUAAGUCACUUGAAAAGGAAUCUUACUCGGUUGAGGCUUUGACAAAUAUGAUGACUGUGGCUGUUGCUUGUGUUAAUAAGGAUCCCUCAAAGCGCCCCGGUAUAGUAGAUGUGUUGUACGCCUUGUGCAAGAGUGAUGACCUCUACAACACAUCUGCAAAUGGAUUUUCUUCGUUUUCUAGUACAGCAACAUAGAACAAAAGUUAUGGGUUAGAAUGCGUGUACAUGGUAUUUAGAGGUGCCAUUGGCACACUACUAUUCACAUCUGAGAUAAGGUAGUCGUAGUUAUUCCUCCUAUGUUUACAUGUAAAAUAUCCGAAAAAAAUUAAUAUAAGUCAGCUCACGGGAGUUUUGGUAUUUACUACCUUAAAAAUACCCCACUUUUAA
Messenger RNA from Spinacia oleracea (spinach), 2260 nucleotides. RefSeq names its product serine/threonine receptor-like kinase NFP. The coding region runs from base 119 to 2068 and encodes 649 amino acids. The transcript has 2 exons. NCBI's taxonomy places the organism in Eukaryota, Viridiplantae, Streptophyta, Magnoliopsida, Caryophyllales, Amaranthaceae. The record is from RefSeq and is a predicted model, not a curated record. Gene Ontology annotation, biological process: protein phosphorylation. Gene Ontology annotation, molecular function: protein kinase activity; ATP binding.